CAGGGGUGAGGAGCUGGCUUAGGGAUGCUCCGAUGCCUGGCUUCCCUCUCCAGCUGCGGGAGGGGCCAGAGCUCAGAUGCCUGGGUUCCCUCCUUCUCUCCUCCACCCUUGGAUCCCGGCCCCGCCUCCACUCCCGGGACCCGGGGGCACCGGAGCCGCAGGGGCUGGGCGGGGCCGCUGCAGCCGCCAGCACCGGAGCCGGGAGCCGUGGGUUCCUAAGCCACCCCCUAGCCCCUUCACGGACGCCUGGGUCCCCCCGGCAUGGCAGCAGGAGUGGCAGCCUGGCUCCCCCUAGCCCGAGCAGCAGCUGUCGGCUGGCUCCCCCUGGCCCAGCAGCCCCUGCCCCCACCUCCUCCCCUGCCACCAGGCCAUGGCCCCAAUCCCCGGCCCACCGCAGGGCCUGAGCGCCUGGUGCUGAAUGUAAGCGGACGGCGGUUUGAGACGUGGCGGGCCACGCUGGAGCGCUACCCAGACACGCUGCUGGGGGGCGCCGAGCGGGACUUCUUCUAUGAUGAGGAGGCUGGUGAGAUCUUCCUGGACCGUGAUCCUGAGGUCUUCCGCUAUGUACUCAACUUCUACCGCACUGGGCACCUCCACUGCCCCCGACAUGAAUGCAUCCAGGCCUAUGACGAAGAGCUCAGCUUCUAUGGCCUCGCCCCUGAGCUGGUGGGUGACUGCUGCCUGGAAGACUACCGUGACCGCAAGAAGGAGAACCUUGAGCGACUGGCUGAGGAUGAGGAGGCCGAAGGCCUGGCAGAAGCAGCCUCACAGCCCCCAUCGGCAGCUUCUCCGCCCCCCUCAGCUCGACAGCGCCUGUGGCGGGCCUUUGAGAACCCCCAUGCCAGCACCACAGCCCUGGUCUUCUACUAUGUCACUGGCUUCUUCAUCGCUGUCUCUGUGGUGGCCAACGUGGUGGAGACCAUCCCCUGCCGUGUCUCGUCUGGCUUUUCCUCCUCCUCCUCCUUUUCCUCUGCUGCUGUGGCCCAGGCAGUGCCUUGUGGAGACCGCUACCCACUGGCUUUCUUCUGCAUGGACACAGCUUGCGUGCUCAUCUUCACGGGCGAGUACCUGCUGCGGUUGUUCGCGGCACCCAGCCGGUGUCGCUUUGCCCGCAGCGUGAUGAGCGUCAUUGAUGUGGUGGCCAUCCUCCCCUACUACAUCAGCUUGGCUGUGCCAGACAACGAGGAUCUGAGUGGGGCCUUUGUGACACUGCGGGUCUUCCGGGUCUUCCGCAUCUUCAAGUUCUCACGCCACAGCCAGGGCCUGCGCAUCCUGGGCUACACGCUGCAGAGCUGUGCCUCUGAGCUGGGCUUCCUGCUCUUCUCGCUUACCAUGGCCAUUGUCAUCUUCGCCACUGUCAUGUUCUAUGCCGAGAAGAGCACACCCGGCACCAACUUCACCAGCAUCCCCGCUGCUUUCUGGUACACCAUUGUCACCAUGACCACACUCGGGUAUGGGGACAUGGUGCCAUCCACCAUUGCAGGGAAGAUCUUCGGCUCCAUCUGCUCACUCUCAGGGGUGCUGGUAAUUGCGCUGCCUGUCCCCGUCAUCGUCUCCAACUUCAGCCGCAUCUAUCACCAGAACCAGCGUGCCGACAAGCGCCGUGCCCAGCAGAAGGUGCGCCUGGCCCGGAUCCGGCUGGCCAAGAGCGGGACGACCAAAGCCUUCCUGCAGUACAAGCAUAGCAACGACCUCGAGGAGCUGGACGGCCACCCCCAGGCCCCUGGGCUACGGACCUGUUCGGCUUUCGAGUUGCAGCACCAUCACCUGCUUCACUGCCUGGAGAAAACCACGAACCAUGAGUUUGCAGCAGAGCGGGGGGUGUCGCCAGGGGCACGGUCAGGGAGGAGCCUGUCGCUGUCCUCGAGUGGGGCCCCAUCUCCGGGUGGAUCCUGUUGCCCCCGGCGACCACGCCACCGCCCCCUCCGCCUUGGUUCCACCCCAUCAGGCAGCCGGGCCAUUGCCCAGGAGCUCAGCACCCUGCAGGGCCUCAAGGGGCCAGCUCACAGAUGCCUGGGUUCCGUCCGUCCCAGAUGCCUGUAUUCUACCCAGUCCAGAUGCCUUAGUUCUGCCUUCCUGGAUGCCACGGUCCUGUCUUCUCCAGACACCUGGGAUCCUCCUGUCCUGGACACUUGAGUUCUUCCUGUUCCAGAAGCCAGAGUCCCUGGACACAUGGGUUCGUCCUGCUUAGGGGCAUGUCCUGUACCAAAUGCCUGUGCUUGUAUCCCAAAUGCCUCAGUUCUUCGUGUCCUGGAUACCUGGAAUCCCACCUGCUUAGGAGCAUAGCCUGUACCAAACACCUGUGUUCUUCUUGCCUCGGACACCUGGAUCCCUCCAGCUUGGGGUGCCUGAGUUCUUCCUCUCCUGGAUGCCUGGGUUCCUCCCAGCCAGGGAGCAGCUUUACCCAGACAUCUGGGUUCUUCUUGUGUGGGGCAGGCAGGAGGUGUGUGCUGCAACCUUAACCCAGAUGUCUGAGUUCCCAUGGGUCUGGAAAGGAAAGGCAGGGGGAGGGGCAUGGCCCUCUGCCUCACCUGCUACUCUUUAGACCAGCCCCCUUCACAAGCAAAGCCAUAUAUCAGGGUCAGCUAUGCAAGCCUGGGGAGGGAGGAACUAUUUCCCAAGGCGCAAGGACAUGGGCCACUCCUGGAACUCAUUAACCAAAAGCCAUGGGAGCCUGGGGGGAGAAGGGGCCUGGUGCCUGGGUUCUGUCACCAGCUAUGGGAACCUGCAAUGCCUGGAUACUCUCCUUCAGGAUACCUGGGUCCUUCUUCAGGCCCCCCCACACCUGCACACAUCAUGGUGCCCCCAUCUACUAUGCUCACAGCAGGACUGUGCAUGUGUCCAUGUUGCCACCAGGGGGGUGCUUCCUUCCCAGCAUGCACUAGGGGGAGAACCCCACCCCCUACCCCCCAUAUCCACCUCACCUCACAGGUCAUCCUUCUCCUAGGGGUCAUGACUCCUCCAGAGACCAGAAGCUGAGCUCAGACCAUAAACCGUGACCCCUCCCCCUACUAGUGCAACAGCAGGGGAGGGCAGAGGCCUGAAUGCCUGGGUUCCCUUCCCCAGGUUUCCUGGGGCAUGGGGGUCUAGGGGCCCAGAUGCCUAGGUUCUAGCCUGGCUUAGGGAGGAGUUGGGGCAAGGGUGGGAGGGCUGAGGCCCCAGACACCUGUGUCAAGCCCAGACUGGCUGUGGUAGGGUAGGGGGCAGCACCAAUGGAGGGGAGGGACUGGGACCCUGCCCCCUUCUCAAAAUACUCUAUAGCACAAUGCAGCUGCCUCCGUGGCCACUGGGGGUGGGCAGAGAUUCUGCCCCCACCUGCACCCCUGUCUGGAAUCUGUCCUCAGGCUGGCUGGGAGCUGGAGGCCCAAGGGAGGGGCCUCCUGGAGCCAGAGAGGCCUGGACACCUGGGUCCUUUCUAGACUCGGAAGCCCGGGUUGUUUUUGUUUUUUUUUUUGAGUCAGAGGAACCUGGAGGCCUGGGCUCUCUGCCCACUCUGGAAGUGGGGCGGGGGCGCUACAAGCCUGGAGACCUGGGCUCUUUCCCUGCUCAGGAAGGGGAGUCCAACAGGAGGCGCCUCCCUCCUGUAUGCUUGGGUCCUGUCGCCAGCUCUGACAAUGUAAGUUCAACUCAGGUUCCCCUUCGGUUUUUUUUUCCUGUUAGACAUUUAAAAAAUAAGAAAAUUCUAUACAUAUAGAGACAGGUAUUAUAUACAGAUACAUAAAAGCCUGGCUCAGGGAGGGGUGGGGCAACGGAUCAUUAACACCUCCAUGCCUGGAGCUGGGGGUGGGGUCAGGAUGGGGGGGUGCCUUCCCUGCCCGUUGCCAAGGAAUGAGGCUUAUGCUGCUGUAGUUUGAGCAAAUAAAUGAACUGGUGACAUGUCA
Messenger RNA from Alligator mississippiensis (American alligator), 3881 nucleotides. RefSeq names its product potassium voltage-gated channel subfamily D member 1 (gene KCND1). Gene Ontology annotation, molecular function: protein binding; A-type (transient outward) potassium channel activity. The transcript has 8 exons. NCBI's taxonomy places the organism in Eukaryota, Metazoa, Chordata, Crocodylia, Alligatoridae. Bases 262 to 2136 code for a protein of 624 amino acids. The record is from RefSeq and is a predicted model, not a curated record. Gene Ontology annotation, cellular component: membrane; voltage-gated potassium channel complex. Gene Ontology annotation, biological process: potassium ion transmembrane transport; protein homooligomerization.